Molecule: messenger RNA, 1404 nt
Organism: Bombyx mandarina (wild silkworm)
Lineage: Eukaryota; Metazoa; Arthropoda; Insecta; Lepidoptera; Bombycidae
Product: nuclear receptor-binding factor 2
Biological process (GO): autophagy
Source: RefSeq, a predicted model, not a curated record
UUAUUGGAAAUGUAAAUAUGGAGCUUCGAAGAAAGAAGUAAAAACUGGAUUUGUUGUCGUUUACAUUAUUUAUUUCUUUCAUAUAAAUUCAUAUAAAUGCAAGUGAAGGAAGCUCCUUUUGAUUCCAAUCAUUAAAAGUAAACGGAUGGCACCAAAAUGGAAUCUCAUCCACUAAACUUGGCACAUCAGCAACAUCGUCGUGCUGAAGCUCACUUGAAGAAUCACAGAUAUGAUGAAGCAAUGCAAUGUCAUCAAAGUGCUGCGGAACUUCUUGUUGAUGCAAUGAAGUUAACGACCUCUACUUUGGCUUUAGAGGCUAUUACGCUGCAACACAGCUAUCACUUAAAACAAAAAGAUUUAAUAAAGUACAAAAAAGAGCAAUAUGUCAGAGUUAAAAAAGCCAUGGAUACAAUUAAGCGGUUAGGAAAAGAACCAAUAUCUAAUCUUCAAGGUCAUGACUAUGCUCAACUUCAAAUAGCAAUUUACAGAGCAAUCAAUGAAACUGACUCCUUACUUCAUAUUUUGAGAACAACUGAUGAGACUUCUGAAACUGGAACUUCAGAAGAAAUAUUGACUAAGGAUGUUGUUGAUGGGAAACGAACAGAAAAAACUCAAGCAACUGCAGUAGAAGAGUUGACAAUACUAAGUCAAAACCUACACUCACUUGUGGAACAACUUGUUUUACAAGUUGAAGUACUAAAAGAUGAAAAUGCUACUUUGAAAGAAAAAGUUAAUUAUUUAGAAAAAGAAAGGGCAAAAUAUUUGAAUCUUGGCAUGUCCAGUAAUGAUUUAUCUUUUAAUUUUACUUCACUAAGUAUAUCAAAUGAUAUUUCUAAUGAGGUUAAUGAAAGACCAUUAAUUUUGAAACCAUUUGAAGAUAACAAAACUUGAUUAAGAGUUAAAAUACUUAUACUGGGUAAAUAGGUGAAUAGUUGAUAAUAUGAAAAUCAGUCAUCAGAUUUAUGUAAAUUAUAAUAUUAGCAAAUGUCUGCUGACAUGUAAAUUGGUCGCUUGUAAAUUAUAUAUUUUUAGUAUGUUUGCCUUAAUUAAAAAAACUAGUAUUUAUUCAUAAUUCUAUACAAUUUCAUAAGUUAUAGUGACAAUAUUACAUUCUUUUCUGAUUUCUGAAAAAGGAUAAUGUAAAAAAUAUACAUCAAAAAGCUGAAGGUGCAUAGUGAUUAUUCAUCAAUACCAAGGGACAUUGUCAAUAUCUGAGGUAAAUAGCAUGCCAUUGCUUAUUGCUAAGGUCUCCUCAAAACUUAUUUGAAAAAAGGCUAUGUAAUAGAUCUGCAUAAAAAUAUUUGAUCUACAGCUUAGUGGUAUAUAGUAAGAAUGAUCUCUAGAAAAACUUCUGUUCUAAUUAUUACUAAGAUUGUUAUUAUUUUUUCAAAUUAAAGUUUGUUU